Molecule: messenger RNA, 1376 nt
Organism: Neopsephotus bourkii (Bourke's parrot)
Lineage: Eukaryota; Metazoa; Chordata; Aves; Psittaciformes; Psittacidae
Gene: LRRC3B
Product: leucine rich repeat containing 3B
Exons: 1
Coding region: 279-1058 (259 amino acids)
Molecular function (GO): protein binding
Source: RefSeq, a predicted model, not a curated record
GAUAGAUCAUUUAUUCAGUGUUGCAUUUCGCUUCACCUUCAUUUUAUUUCUAUUUUUUUAAUGAAUACAAAAUUGAGAUUGGAGUUUAUGGUAUAAGGAAUUUUUUUUCCUUCCUUUCUGUAGGUGCUUCUAAAAGGAGUAUUGACCAUGAGGAAGCCCACGUGAUGGUCCACUAAUCACACUGAAGGAAAUGAAGCCACGUUUCAGCUUUGCCGAUCCUUUUCUCACCACUGUCGGCUGAAUGAAAAAUGGUCGUGUGAUUAUGCUGACAGCCCAGCAUGCAUUUGGUAGACCUGUGGUUAACUCGUUCCCUCUCCAUGUGUCUGCUCUUACAAAGUUUUGUCCUCAUGAUACUGUGCUUUCAUUCUGCCAGUAUGUGCCCAAAAGGCUGCCUCUGUUCUCACUCUGGAGGUCUGAAUGUCAGCUGUAGCAAUGCAAAUCUCAAGGAGAUACCCAGAGAUCUUCCUCCAGAAACAGUCUUACUUUAUUUGGACUCCAAUCAGAUAACAUCUAUCCCCAACGAAAUUUUUAAGGACUUGCACCAACUGAGAGUCCUUAAUUUAUCAAAAAACGGGAUUGAGUUUAUAGAUGAGCACGCCUUUAAAGGGGUGGCAGAAACCUUGCAGACUCUGGAUUUGUCCGACAACCGGAUUCAGAGCGUGCACAAAAAUGCUUUCAACAACUUAAAGGCCAGAGCCAGAAUUGCAAACAACCCCUGGCAUUGUGACUGCACGCUGCAGCAGGUGUUGAGAAGCAUGGCCUCCAACCACGAGACGGCCAACAACGUCAUCUGCAAGACUUCUGUGCUGGAUGAACACGCGGGGAGACCGUUCCUCAAUGCUGCCAAUGACGCAGACCUCUGCAACCUUCCUAAAAAGACUACUGAUUAUGCCAUGCUGGUCACCAUGUUUGGCUGGUUCACCAUGGUGAUCUCGUACGUGGUUUAUUACGUCCGGCAAAACCAGGAGGAUGCAAGGAGGCACCUUGAGUACUUGAAAUCCCUGCCAAGCAGGCAAAAGAAACCAGAUGAAGCUGAUGACAUUAGCACUGUGGUAUAGUAUUCUGAAUACAAUGACUACCUUUGUGAUGGAAACUAGAUUUGGAUGUCACUCAAACCAGAGGUUUACUUCUGACGUUCAUUGUAAACAUUAAGACUUUCGGGGUUUUUUUUCCUGUUUAACUGAAUUAUGCCACUGUUGAGCUUUCUAACAGAAAGUUUUGUCUGGGUGGUAUACUUUAACUAUUUCUCUGGUGGUACCCUAAAGCAAGUGAAUUAAUGUGUAAACAUUAGUUUAGACCCAUUCCACUAUUUAAUAAUGAAAUUUAUUUUUUUAAUUUAAAAACCAAAUAAAAGCUCAAAUUUGAACCAUGUAAAA